Molecule: messenger RNA, 2394 nt
Organism: Beauveria bassiana ARSEF 2860
Lineage: Eukaryota; Fungi; Ascomycota; Sordariomycetes; Hypocreales; Cordycipitaceae
Product: mediator of RNA polymerase II transcription subunit 17
Exons: 4
Coding region: 1-2394 (797 amino acids)
Biological process (GO): regulation of transcription by RNA polymerase II
Cellular component (GO): mediator complex; core mediator complex
Molecular function (GO): transcription coregulator activity
Source: RefSeq, a predicted model, not a curated record
AUGAUGGGAGACACUCGAGAUGGACCUUACAAACCUCGAAAAAGUGGUCCCAAUGCAGCGCGCGCAACAAAGCUUCCACCAAGCAUUCGCGGGGCUUUACUUUCCCCGUCCAAGCUCAUCUUCAACCACCCAACAACCUCACCACCCCUCAUCGCUCUCAAGCUCCCUUGUAUUCGCGCAGCAUCGCAUAAUUUCUCUCACCGACCAGAGCAGCCCGCGCGCGACGACGCGCCCGCGUCCACAGCCAUGGCCACGGGCGACGGCCCUCCGCUGUCCAUGCGGCCCUUUCCCGUCGCCGACAAGAGCCCCAAGAGCCUCGCCGACUUUAUCUCGCGCGUCAAUGCGCUGCCGGGGGGAUUUCGCUCCGUCACGGAGACGAGCUUGGGGGAGGAGCUCGACGCGCGCCGCCGCCGCGACGGGACUACCACCGGCGGCGGCGAAGAGGACGCUGCGCAGGACGACGACGUAGACAUGUCGGAUGACGCCAACGCCGAGGAUGAGGAAGACGGUGAUGAGGACACUGCCGCAAAGGACCCAAUGACUGCGCGCAUGGAAGUUCUCAAGAAUAUAGACAUCGCAAGCAACACGGCCAUGCUCACGCUCGACUCGCUCUCGCUCCUCCUAUCCAAACACAACCCGACGCAGGCCAGCCUCACGCUGAGCCAGCAGCUCCGCGAGCUCGUCGGCAUCGGCACCAUGGGCGCGGACCGUCUCGACGACGCCAACACGACGCCGGCCAAGACGCGCGACUGCGAGGCCGUGGCCAUGGGCUGGACGCUCAUGGAGAUUUCCCGCACGCGCGACGCCGCCGAGGACGCCGCCGCCUUUCUUGGCGCGGAAAUGGCAGCCGAGGGCCGCUACUGGGAGGGCGUCAUGGGCGUGCGCCAGGCUGGCUGGUCCGUCUGCCGCGUCCCAGGUGGUGGUGGUGGUGGUGGCAGCGGCAGCGGCAGCGACGCCCACGCCCCGGGUCUCGGCGUGCGCUUUGGCUUCUCCGAGGCCGCGCCCGAGUUUCAGCGUAAUGGCCUCGCGCCUAUUCGUCGCGGCGAUGAUGGCGUUCCCUGGCUUGACAUGGGCCGGCUCGGCGGCACCCCGGAGCGUCUGGUUGUCACGUAUGAACGCGGCGGAAAGGUCGUUGGCCGCGCCGCAUCGCAGGAGCUACACGACGAUGACGACGACGAUGAGGCGGGUAGUUUGCAGGCUCGUGUGCUCGGCGCUCGCAACACCAUUUUUGCGCAGGAGCUCUGGCACGAGCUGACGCGCGAGGCGCGGUUGCUCGCCGCGUACGACGUGCACCCGGACGACGAGAAGCGGCUCGUGUGCGCCGUCGACGCCGACGCCCGCAUCAUUGUCGAGCUGCUUCCCGCGUCAACCACGGCCGCGCAGUCUCGGCCCGAUACCCACGACGACGACGACGAGAACCUGCCGGAAAACACUACCGCCGAGGCCAUUUCCCUCGCGCUCCACAUCCUCCUCACCUACGCCCACCGCUGCAACGAGCUGCUGCGCAUCCGCCCGCUGCCGCCGCACGUCCCGCGCACACGCGGCCAGCACGUCCACACGCUUCUCCGCCCCAUCAUUGCGCGGCUCCUGUACGCCCGCAGCGCCCGCUCGGCCACGCAGCUCGUCGGCAACCUCGUGCAGACGCUCCGCCGCGCCGGCAUCACCGACUCGUCAUUUACCCUCUGCACGCCGCAGCCGACAGUGGCUGACUUUGCCGCCGCCAACACUGGGCCUAAUCAGCCGUCCGCUGCCGUUAGUCUCGUCCGGCACAUGCUGCAGCCGACUGACUUUGCUCUCGACGUCACGCUGCUCCCCAGCGGCGGCGGCGGCGGUGGCGGCGACGAUGGCGACGACGACCAAGGGGUGUCCUUUACCGUCCGCGGCCGCACGUAUCUCGUGCCCGUCACCGCUACAUACUACCACGUGCUGGCGCCCGCCGGUGCCGCCGUGCACGCCCUCUGCGCGCCGUAUCCCGACGGCUACCCGGACCUUGCCGCCUUGGCCGACUACCUGUGCGUUGUCGCCGCGCGGGCCCUCGCCGCGCAUUACCUGCGUAAGCGCAGGGCGGCGACUGCUACUGCUGCUGCUGCUGCUGCUACUGCUGCUGCUACUGCUACUGCUGGCGACUUGGAGGAAGAGGAGGACAAGGACAAGGGGCAGCAGACGUGGGUGCUUGGCGCGCUUGGCACGCGUAUACGCCAUGCGCGGGAUAUCGACAGGCCGCAGCUCGAGUUUGUGGUUGAGAGGGAUACAGCAGCGACGGAGGGCGGGGAUGGCGGCGCGGCUGCGCUGCUGCGGCUUACGGUGUCGACGGACGGGCAAUCCUGGACGUGGACGUCCAGCAGCGACAACUCGGCCAAGGAGACGCUGGAAGCCGUGGUUGACAAGUUAUAA